Leptomonas pyrrhocoris is the source of this 1567-nucleotide messenger RNA. Its product is annotated as putative exosome complex exonuclease rrp41. The record is from RefSeq and is a predicted model, not a curated record. The transcript has a single exon. Bases 827 to 1567 code for a protein of 246 amino acids. Gene Ontology annotation, cellular component: nuclear exosome (RNase complex); cytoplasmic exosome (RNase complex); nucleolus. Gene Ontology annotation, biological process: U4 snRNA 3'-end processing; nuclear mRNA surveillance; poly(A)-dependent snoRNA 3'-end processing. Lineage: Eukaryota; Euglenozoa; Kinetoplastea; Trypanosomatida; Trypanosomatidae.
GACCGAUGCCGUAUUAGCAUGUAAGUGGGGCACAUUCGUCGUUUAUGUGUUUUUUUCUCUUCUUCUCUGGGAUGCAGCAUCAAGUACAACCAGCAGAGAAAGGGCAAAACCUCUUGUUAUUUGCUUCUACAAUAGUGUUCGGGUCAACAGAACAAGUGCUCGAGAGUCUGCUGCUGUCGCGGAAAUGGACGCUACCAAUCCAGAAGAGGAAGAGGCUCGUGUGUUGAAUCACCACAGCGUGCGAACUGAGCUGCUUGCCCUGCCAACUACCGAACUUCUUCACCGCUACAAUGACGCGAAAGACCUCGCCCAUUUUUUGAUGAACCUUAUCGCACAACGUCAGCAGGGCACCCUCGCCGACGUCUACGCUUUGCUGGAUAUCACCGCAGCGGAAACGCACAAAUGAAGAGCAGGAGUUGUGGGGGGGGGGGGGUUCCCCUUCCAUAUUGAAGACGAACAUGAGCGUGGACUCGGUGUUUUUCUUGUGCGUGCGUGUUUUGCUUUCUUGUUGUCAACCUGCUACGUCAACCGACAGCACCUGCAAGUAAAUCAAAGAUUCACCUGCCGGAUGCGUUCUUACCUGCUACCAUCAUACAUAAAGAAAAAUUCUUUAAAUUAACUGUUUAUUACGGUUCACUUUCUUGCUACCGAAGCAUCAUCGAAGCGAAUUUUCAUCAAUGAUACCUUUUUCAUCGCUUUUCCCACAAUCUCCCUACCCCUCUUUGCCGUGUUCGCUCUACGUAAUGAUCUAAUUAAACCUCCCCCUCCCCCAGAUAAUAAUAAAAAGAUUUGAACCAGGCAAUCAUACAGUAGAAUAGCUAUCGUAAUGUCACGGCAGAAGGAGUACGUCAGCCCGGCUGGGCUUCGUCUUGAUGGCCGUCGGCCUUUCGAGUCGCGGCGGAUGGAUAUUUCUUUCGGCACUCUGUCCGGCUGCGACGGCAGCUGCGACAUCUCCCUCGGCCGCUCGAAAGUGUGCGCCACCGUCUUCGGCCCCCGCGAAUCCGUCCACAAGCAGGAAGCGAAGCAUGACGAGGGAAUCAUUACUUGCGAGGUGGCCGUGGCCGCCUUUGCCGGUGAAAGCCGACGCAACCCGCAGCGGCGGGGGCGACUGUCGGAGGAUAUUAGCGCCGCUGUCGUUCAGGUAGCACGCUCCGUCGUGCUUCUUUCGCAAUACCCCAACUCCCAAAUCCACCUUUACGUGGAAGUCCUCCAGCAGGACGGGAACGAGAAAAUUGCGUGCAUUAACGCGGCUUGUCUCGCGCUCGUGGAUGCGAAUGUCGCUAUGCGAGACGCUGUCUGCUGCACAAACGUUGGAUUGCUAGAUGACCACAUGUUGGUAGACUUGACAAACGAUGAACUGCGCUCACAAUGUCCUGUGAUCGCUGCCGCUUUUACCGGUCACGAUACGCGGAACAUUAUCUGGCUAGAAACGACUUCACGCCUUCCGCCAGAGUCGGCGCUUCGCCUGUUGAAAAAGGCCGAGGAAAGCGCGAAGGAGCUCUUCGAAACUACAAUGCGCAGAGCGCUGGAAGCGCACGCGAUGCAGAUCUUGGCACUCCAGAAUUAA